This is a messenger RNA of Colletotrichum godetiae, 4642 nucleotides long. RefSeq lists its product as uncharacterized. The transcript is spliced from 2 exons. Gene Ontology annotation, molecular function: protein binding. NCBI's taxonomy places the organism in Eukaryota, Fungi, Ascomycota, Sordariomycetes, Glomerellales, Glomerellaceae. The record is from RefSeq and is a predicted model, not a curated record. The coding region runs from base 176 to 4591 and encodes 1471 amino acids.
AUACGAUGGCGGUCUGCCCAUGGCUGCCUAAAAGCUAGAACGAACUCCGGAUAAGAUCUAUUCAUUGCUCACAUCGUCUGCUGAAAUUCGAUCGACCCUGAUAGUGUACCCAACGACAGCUUUAGGAUCAAUAGCAAUUUCCAGACAACUGUUUCGACUAUCGGGCUGUUCUGUCAUGGCCGACCCCUUGAGCAUCGCCGCAAGCAUUGCGGGACUCCUCUCACUUGCGGACAUUGUAUUUCUACGCUUGUCCAAGUAUGUCAAAUCAGUCAAGAAUGCCGAGAAAGAGAUCGGCGAUCUGCGCGACGAAGUCAAUCGAGUCGGAGGACUUGUCAACAUGCUGUCGCGAUUGGCAACCGCCCUAGAGGUGGAAGACGGGCCUCCCAUCCAGGGCUUCAGGAUUUACCACAUUGACGCUUGUGCAGCAAUCCUAUCCGACGUCAUCAAUAAGACGAAGAAGUAUGAUGAAAAAUCAGGGGUCAAACUUAAGAAACUCAUGUGGCCGUACACAUCUUCAAAGACCAAGGAAAUGCUGGCAGACCUAUCUCGACACAAGGAAAAUAUGAACCUUGCUCUAUCAGCCACUUCGUUAGAGACAUUGCUGCGUUGUCUUGCGAAAGAGGAAGAAAUAGAGCGAACGACAGCUGCAAUAUUAGCUGAUGUUCAAAAGACCCGAGAAAUUGCAGUUCGAAUUCGUGAGGAUGACCAGCGAAAGAGAAUCCUCGACUUCUUUCUGAAAUACAAUCCGCAGUCAAAUUACGAGAUGAGCGUAAAGCUACGGCACCCGAGGACUGGCAUGUGGCUUGAACGCCAUUCUUCUUUUCAGCAAUGGCUUAGAAACCAAGGGUCCCGACUCUGGUUGAGCGGCAUUCCCGGCGCUGGCAAAACGGUGCUCGCGGGCUCAAUCAUUGGCCAUGCUCUUGCGAGAAGCUCAGAAACCGUUGCUGUAGGCUUCUUCUUCUGCGACUACAAGAAUGAGAAGACGCAAAGCCCUGUCAACAUUCUUGGGGCUUUGGCGUACCAACUGGCGAGACAAAGCGAGGAAGCGUAUUCGAUGCUCGAAGAAUAUUACUCUGAGCUCCACCCAGACACGCGACUUCCUCGUUCUCCCAGCAUAGAAGACCUAAGGCGAACCAUUGCAAGGAUGGCUCAAGUCUUUGAACGUGCCUACUUCGUGGUUGACGGCUUAGAUGAAUGCGGAGAUCACGCAGAGGAGAUCGUGGAGGCGCUUUGCGAUAUUGCAGAAAACUCGGAUGAACUGUCGAUGGCGCUACUUAGUCGCGAUGAGGAUAACAUUCAACGACACCUUCGAGGUCCCGAGAAUAACUUCCACAAUAUAGAGAUUGCAGCUCACACGGAAGACAUCACCGAAUUUCUCACGUCGGAAAUCGAACGGCGCAUUCAUAACAGGAAGCUGGUACUCGAAGAUCUCUCUCUCAAAUCAGAGAUUUUGGAAAGCCUCGUCGCCGGGGCACACGGAAUGUUUCGCUGGGUUGCUUGUCAACUGGAUCACCUUGGACAUUGCAUGUCAGACGAGGAAUGUCGAGAAGCCCUGCAUCGUCUCCCACCUGACCUCCCAGAGACUUAUAUGCGCAUCUUAAGAAGAGUUCCCGAUGCAAAACAAACGUUCGUUCAGAUGACACUGCUUUUCAUUGCUUACGCUGAGCCAAGACUCGACACUGCGAGGUUGAGAGAGAUUCUUUCAAUACCAUCAACUAGCCAGCAUCUGGGCCCAUCUGGCAUCAUAAGGGAAGACUCAAUUGCCAGGUAUUGCAGCAGUCUGAUUCGAAAGUCAAAUGACGGAAUUUUUUUUGAAUUCGCCCAUUUCUCGGUUCAAGAGUUUUUGACAAGCAAUUUCUUACAGUCGUCUGACUUGGAAAUGUUUCACAUCUCCAAAUCUCACUGCAACAGGCUUCUAGCAGUGCGGUGCCUGGAAUACCUUCAGCUUGACAACUUCAACCAUACACCGAGGGCAACCAGUGAGGAAAUCGACUACAUGGAACACAGGAGCACCGAAUACCAACUCUACGAAUAUGCUGCACAAUACUGGCUGUUUUUCGCUAGAGAAGAAUGGAUGGAUUCUGAAUUACUAGCCGAGGCGAAGCGGCUGUUCGAUCCGCGAAAAUCUACACAUUUUACGUCAUGGGUAUCGACGUUAUUCUGGGUGAUCUAUAUCGAUAUAAUAGAUACUGAUAUCGAUAUGAAUGACUCCUUCAUGAUUAAAUUGAUAGCGGAAAUCACUCACGACAGCUUCCGACCACUACACUUGGCGGCGAUUUUGUCACUGCCAGAGAUCAGUUCAUUCCUGCUACAGACUUCAACUCAUCGCGAGACCAUAUGCUUUUUUGGAACUCCGAUUGAGUGUGCUGUGAGCUGUCUUUACGGGGCUCUCGAACAACUCGAUUCAAGUUUCACCAUGACGCGGUGGUUUGAAAUCGUUACAUCAAUGGGCGGAUUCGAGGUGUGCCAUACUCUCGAGACUGUAAAAGCAUUCUUGGAAGUGGAUCCCCGAGCACCAGAAGGUCUUUUAGGUGCUUCUCUGUGUGUUGGUAUCAGCAUAGCAGACUUUUCGGUCGCUCAAUUACUCGUCGACGAAGGUCUUGUUCCCACCCAAAGCGACUUGGACCGAUUCAAAGAAGCUAUGAGUAGCCAGCUCAAUUAUGAAGACCUUCAUUGUCAUGAUGAAGCUCUGGCAUCACUUUGCCAAUUUUGCGAAGCACUUAGCUCUGGUAUUGAUAAUUCGCCUUUGGAUUUUGAGUUCUGUCAGUCGGUGUGGGGAUUUUGCCUGCAGCUGGCUCCGGAUCCCGGUGAUCUCAAAGGCUUUAACAUCAGUUCCAAAGUUACCGACGAUGUACGUAGCCUCGAGGCGUUGGCAUUGGAGGUGGUCCGCUCAAACUUCGACUUCGCUACGUUGCAAAGAGUGGUUGAUGAUCAACGAAUAGAUGUUUCAUCAAUUCUAAGUCCUGGUCAGGAAGAUGGGCUGCUGCAUUCACUAGGCCGAGCAGGAGAUAGAACUGAAUACGAUGACACCUGGAUUGACCGGGCAGAAAAAGUCUUGGAUUUGCUGUUGAGCGCCGGCUGUAGCCUUUCCAAGCGCAACAGCGAUGGACACACACCAUUGACGCUUGCAAUCAGGGAGAAGCGGAUUGAAAUCGCCAAAGUCAUCCUAACGAGGUGCGAAAAUGAACCGACGGCUUGGGAGUGCCAGACACCAAUACUGUUGUUGGUUGCUGAAUCAGGCUCUGAGGAGAUCUUAGACCUACUUCAAGGUAUGGAUCUAGAAGUUCACCUGGCCGACUACGAAAAGAAAACCCCCUUGCAUUGCUUGGGUCCCAAUGUGGAGUUGGCAUUGGUCAAAAAAUUGGAAUCGCUGAUUCCAGACGCGAGGCAAUGUCGAAGCGAUGCAAAGUUGCCAUGGGAAUUCUAUAUGAAUACCAUCUCAGUCGAAAGAGGUUACUUGAUCUCGCCAGAUAUGGAGGUCCUGGAGUAUCUCGUCCAGCCGUUAGCGACUCACUUGGACCCUUUUGAGGCGACGAAGGUAUGGGAGUGCUAUGUUUCCAAAGUUUUGCAGAGCAAACAACUUGCAUCCAAGCAUAUCGAUGAAGCAGCCAAAUGCCUGGCGCGUGUUGGAAUAUUCGACAGUUACGAGAGAUAUCGCUUGAAGUCUGCGCUUCUCCCAGUCGCUGAAGCCUGCUCGAAUAAGUGGUUGCUAGAUCCGCACAACAUUAAGGACUUCCCUCUUACGGACGACACGCUGUGUUUCCUGCUGAAGACCACAAGCUACUGGGACAGCUUCGACGAAUCAUUAUGUGGCGUUGAACUUCUGAAAGUAUCUGCCACUCUCAACCACGACAUGACAGUAUUCCAGCUAUUGACGCGAGGCAUUGAUGUCCAUCGGCGUUACAAAGGGGUUUCCGCCCUGGAAUACCACUGUGCGUUACCAGCUAUCAAUGAAGACGACGUUGCCAGGGUACGGAAGCUCCUUGAUUAUGCAGAUUCCAUAUGUUUGAACCACACAAAUCCAAGCUCUGGCUUAGGGUUGAUUCAUCUCUCGAAUGAGGCGGAUGUACCGCAAUUCAGGCACGAGAUAGUUGAGAUGCUAGUAUGGCGUGGGGCUAGCCCAGAUCUUCGGGUUAAUAUCUGGCCACAUCCGUCAGCAUUAGUUCACCACUUGUCGAAGAAACGUUUUGAGUUGGCAGCUACUCUCUUCCGUCAAGGAGCGGAUCCCACAGUCCCGUGCCGAUCUGGAUGGACAGCGACUCACGUGGCCAUUGCAAAAGAUUGCGUUUCUUUCUUGUCCGACCUUCUCGAGCACAGAAACUCCAAUUUUGAGAUUGACUGGGAAGGCCAAAGUCACAAAGGCAUCAGGCCGCUGCACCAGGCAGCCCUAUCAUCUGUCGAUUGCCUCCAGGCUAUUCUUGGGAAGGUGGCAUCUAUCAGCCUGGAAGCGCCGGCAGAGAAUGGGCACACUGCUGUCCACUUUGCAGUGAUGGGCGGGAACACCAGUGCGAUUGAACUUCUGCAUGCACGAGGUGCAAAUAUCAACGCGAGGUCAAUCGACGGCCAAUUAGCACUGCAUUGCUGUUGGUAGAGGUAAUCUCAUGGCAGUCGAGAGACUCCUGGAGCUGGGCAGUGAAAUUUC